CUAUAUGUGUUCAUAUGAGCAUCUAAGAUGAUACAACACUAUUUUGAGGACAUAAUAUGCCUCCAGUGGAGAGCUGAGAAGGCUGAGCACUCAAGCAAUCAGUCUACAGCCCAAACUCAGAUAAAAGCUAUGAAAUGAGGCCAGCAUGUCCCCAUUUUAAACCCAGCAAGGAUUUGCCAUGGUGUGCACGGGAUGAAAAGGCAGCUUUGAUGUCUACGCAGGCUUGAUUUAGUUUCCUUGUUCCUCUCCUCAGAGGAACCCAUUAUCUCGGCCAAAACCUGCAUACUAGACCUGAAAUUUCCCUCUGGUCUAUGACAUACAGCCACACAGAAUAACAGCUUGACAGUGUGAGACCUCGCAACACAAACAUGACAAUGAAAAUCCUCGAUGGAGCAAAACAAAAUGGCAUAGUAAUGCCCUUAGAAUCCACGGAGAGACCAGUGUGUUGACAAAGCCUCUCCCUCUGUCUAUUUUUCUCCCCUCUCGUCUCAUCUCUCUCCCUCUCUCUCUCUCUCUCUCUCUCCUGUUCCUCGCUCCCUCACGCUUUCACACCGAUGAACACGCUGAGUGAUGAUUGCUACAUGUGGGCAACAGUAGAUAUCUCUACACAAGAACAGAGCCACGCUAAAUCCAUUGGAUAAAGCAGCUUCUCCAGCCUGAAUCAAAGAGCUGUCGUCUACAACGCCAGUGAACUGUAAAGAAGAAGCACACCAGUUCGGUGGCACUGAGAAUAGCUCUCUCCUGAAGAGGACGCAAAAUUCCCACGCUCUGAUUGUAACCCAGCAGUCGGGUUGAAGUAACCGCGUGGCAUAUCAGCUCUUCGCUUGUUCCAACAGUACAGCUGACUUGACAAAACGGCAUUGCAAGGACAUUCAGGCCAUGAAAACUAGACUAGGUUGCCUGUCUAACAAAUCAGACUCAUGCAGCGAUUUUUCAGAAUUCCUGCCUCCUGCUCAGGAGAGAUCCACAAGAUACUUGAAGUUAUCUACAGAUGAAGUGACCAGAUGGGCUGAUUCAUUUGACACUCUGCUGUCCAAUAAGUAUGGUUUGGCAGCAUUUAGAACCUUCCUCAAAUCAGAGUUCAGUGAUGAAAACAUUGAGUUCUGGUUGGCUUGUGAGGACUAUAAAAAGAUCAAAUCCCCUGCUAAGAUGAUGUCUAAGGCCAAUAAGAUCUACAAGGAAUUUAUUGAAGUUCAUGCUCCCAGAGAGGUUAACAUAGACCACAGGACCAGAGAGGAAACCAAACAGAGGCUUCUGGAUCCAACUCCCAACAGUCUCAAUGAAGUCCAAGCUAAAGUGUACAGCCUCAUGGAGAAAGACUCCUAUCAUCGGUUUAUAAGAUCAAAGAUCUAUCAGGACUUACUGAACAGGACACAGAUAUACUGUCAGAGGAAAUCUGUUUAAAAGUGAAUGUCUAUUUGCUUGCCUGGUUAGAGGAUACUGAGGUAAUAAGCAGACUUUAAUUGUAAUAUAUAGCACAGUCUGUGUGCUUACAAAAUAAUUAGAUGAGAAUAAUUAAAUAAAAAAGGUCAAAAGACGAACUAGUUCCUUGCAUCUAAACUUUAACAUGACCCUGUACUGUGCUUCUUUGCCCAGUUCUAUUUGUAACAUGUGGCUAUAUUCUUUCCCUUCAAUUGUGAUAGAAUAGUUGAUGUUUCUUCUGAAUGCUGGCAAGCAUGUAAAUCAGUCUCUACAUGGGUAAUAUGUAAGAGUAGAGUAUGAUAAUUUAUUUUUCCUAUCUUCAAUGUAACUUGUGUACACAUUAGCACUGAUAUGAUUCGAUAAAAGAACUAAAGGCAUGCCUGCUGUUACUGCAUGCAGCCUCUGACUUCGCACAUUUCUCAUUGGUUCUUUUCCCUUAAAAUCUUCAAUCUAAAAAUACUUCAAUCCCACACACAAAUGCACACUGAAAAUAUAUAUUUUUUUUUAUUUUCUCUGAUGUGAUAUUUUUAUUGUAACGUUCAUGUUUAUUUUGUUGUUUAUUAAUUUAUUUAAGCUUAUUCUUUCACUUGUUGAUGCUCUGAUGGUUUACAAUGACAUGUUCUUGUGAUGAUACUAGAUCAAGUAAAGCAUGUCACUUUGAACAGUGUUGGUUUGUGUUUUUUGGCUCAAAAUAUAGGCUAAUAUGUGUUGUCUGUAUGAAUAUUUGUCAAGCUUCAUUCCACGUGUUGUCUGGCAAAUGUAAUAAUACAAAUUAAAUAUACAAACUGAUUUUAAAUCACUC
Messenger RNA from Carassius auratus (goldfish), 2224 nucleotides. RefSeq names its product regulator of G-protein signaling 8-like. The record is from RefSeq and is a predicted model, not a curated record. The transcript is spliced from 7 exons. The coding region runs from base 880 to 1404 and encodes 174 amino acids. NCBI's taxonomy places the organism in Eukaryota, Metazoa, Chordata, Actinopteri, Cypriniformes, Cyprinidae.